Molecule: messenger RNA, 1871 nt
Organism: Platichthys flesus (European flounder)
Lineage: Eukaryota; Metazoa; Chordata; Actinopteri; Pleuronectiformes; Pleuronectidae
Exons: 8
Coding region: 367-1548 (393 amino acids)
Molecular function (GO): ubiquitin-protein transferase activity
Source: RefSeq, a predicted model, not a curated record
GACGUAAUCUUCCACACUGCAGGUUUAACAAUUCUGUUCUCAUUUUCAAUGUGCCUGCAUAUAGGCAGGUGAGGUCCAAUGUCCAGUAUGCACAAGAACAUUUCCAGGGUCAGACAUAGAACUACAUGCAAGCUUCUGCGGUGAAAGGUGAUUGUGUGUCAACUUGCAUUACGUAUCUUUGUUAGGGUUGCUCGAAUUCCUAGGCAGUUCCAAGAUGGCUCUGUGUUCAUUAUGGUUAUAAUGGAUUUUUACAUAAACAUAAAAUUAUAUUUAUCUCACAGGUCAGAUGUGAGGUAAUAGACAAUAAUCUAGAACUGUAUGUGUAAAGGACAAGUAUAAAUUAAUUCCUUUUGUUUUUAUAUUAGUAUGGGAAAGGAUCUUUGCCAGCUUGACACAGUCAAGACAUGCUCCGAUCUGGAUCAUAUAUCAUGUGAGGAAGAUGUUCUUUAUUGGGUAAAGGCACAGAUAGACUGUAGCAAGACCUUCGAAAUCUGUGUGGCCAGAGACAAUAUGGUUGAAAGAGGUCUUAAACUCUGGAAGCGUCGAAAGAAUGGCGGUCCAGUGAACCCUUUGAAAGUCUCCUUCCUGGGAGAACCAGGGGUUGACACUGGAGCACUAAAAAAAGAGUUCCUGUCCACAAUGGUUGCUGGGAUCGAGAAGCGACUAUUUGAAGGCGAAAGUGAGAAGGGCAAAGUACCAAAGUAUUCCCUCAACGAUUUGGACAAUGAACUGUUCAAAGUUGCGGGUGAAAUACUUUGUGUGAGCAUUGCCCAAGGAGGACCAGCACCACGGUUUAUGCAGGAGUGGUGUUACCACUACCUCGUCACUGGGAACCUUAAAACUGAUGGUGUGCAUGACAUGGAGUCGUCACCACUUAUCAAAACGAUUGAAGAUGCAUCUGACCUGUCCCUCUACAUUGAAGAAAUCCUGGAUUGUGGCUACACUGGUCAAAUCAACAUUGACUAUAAGGAAAGCAUAUUAAGGGCUAUUGUACUGCAUGUGACCACAAAACGCACACCAAUGCUGCAACAGAUGCGUGAAGGCCUAGAAGUGUACAACCUGAUCAAGGUCAUGCAGAUAAAGCCGAAUGAGUGUCGCAAUCUCUUUGUCGUAGGGGCUGAUGACAAGGUGGACUCUCAUUAUGUUUUAUCACACCUGGCCCCAGAAAUGAGCCCAGAUGGUUCGACUAAACACUUGAAGGAGUCCAAAAUCUUGGAAUACUUCCAAGAUUUCCUACUUGAAAUUGAGGACACACAACCAGAAAAUGAGGUUGAAGGAGAGACACCCUCUGUGCCCAUGGUGAUGCAAUGGAUGACUGGGCAGGCACACAGGCAUUUGCUUGUCUCAGAGAGACAGAAAUUCAAAAUAGCCAUAGUAUUUGACCACAACUGUCUAGAGCACAUGCCAGGCCACACUGUAUGUUAUCCUGUUGUUAGUGCUUGCACCAACACUGUUACACUUCCAACAGCUCAUCUGGGGGAUUACGAGUCCUUUAAAACCAACUUGCAAACUGCCAUUAAAUAUGGUGCAAGCUUUGACAGACUGUAGCUAGUAAACGCUACUCUGCUCUAGUCUACUCUGUUCUACUUAGUUUGUUCAUCUAGUCUUUUCCUAGCCAUGUCUAAUAAUUCUCUUGUCAGUUCAGUUCCUGCCACUCCCCCCUUGCCAUGACAUCACCUCGUGUUUGUGUUAAAUCCUGUUCUAAGUAAGCGUGCGUAACAGACUCCAAACCUAAUGUUUUAGCGUUUUAAAUAAUGUCAAUGUUAAGUCCAAUUGUCAUUGCGAAGAGUGUAUAUUAAUGUGGUUCAAAACAAUAUGGCACACAUAUUGACAAUGUUCUGUUCUGAUUGAAUAAAAAAAAAAUAUAUAUA